Diaporthe amygdali is the source of this 516-nucleotide messenger RNA. RefSeq lists its product as uncharacterized. The record is from RefSeq and is a predicted model, not a curated record. The transcript is spliced from 2 exons. The coding region runs from base 1 to 516 and encodes 171 amino acids. NCBI's taxonomy places the organism in Eukaryota, Fungi, Ascomycota, Sordariomycetes, Diaporthales, Diaporthaceae.
AUGGCCUCCAAAGAUCAGAAACCUUCAAACUCUGGCAGCGGGUUUUCAACACCAACUAUACCACCAGCAGAGACCCCAUCAUAUCAAACGCCCGCAAAUGAAGAGUGGGACCGAGAAGUCAAUUAUCUGCUCGAUCGGUCGGAAGACGACCAUGACCAGCCCUAUCAGGGCAUGUCGGAGGGCUGUCACAACAGAAGGCUCCAGACGCACUGUCAUCUCAAGUGCUCUUCUGAGCCCUGCGAGUGCUGUCAAUAUGCUGGAGAUGCCGACUGGAUCAGAAAGGGGCAGUGGCUGGAAGAUUGCAUAAGCUGUCAGGAGGAUGAUGAAUAUGAGCGCGGCGAAACAGAUGCUCCCAUUCCGCGGAGUGAUACUACCGGUGCGAUCGCUAUUGGUGUAGUCGCACUGAUUUGGAGCAAGGGCCUGGGCCUUGAAUUCUGUCUCAACAUCCCUCACAAUGAGCUGAGCAAGGAUUUGUUGUUUUUUGCGAUCAUCGCCAAUCUGACUCGAUGGGGUUGA